AUGAUUGUUGGAACUUUUUAUUCUUUGCAGGCCAAGAGAACCAAGAAGGUUGGUAUUGUUGGGAAAUAUGGCACCCGUUAUGGUGCUAGUUUGAGGAAGCAGAUUAAGAAGAUGGAAGUCAGUCAGCACAGCAAGUACUUCUGUGAAUUCUGUGGCAAGUAUGCAGUGAAGAGGAAAGCUGUCGGCAUCUGGGGAUGCAAGGACUGUGGCAAAGUGAAAGCUGGUGGUGCCUACACCUUGAACACAGCGAGUGCUGUCACGGUGAGGAGCACCAUCCGAAGGCUAAGGGAGCAGACAGAGAAUUAAAAGUCAGUGAAUUUUGUUAUUGGCAAAUUGGUCCUUUUGGAAUUGAUAUUAACAUUUGGAGUAACCGUUAGUGACCUGUGAGACUGUUAAGCCAAUAUAUUGUGUUUGUCAUUCAGAUAAUGUCUUUUCGACUGAGAUACAUCACAAUUUGUACUGCUCAAAUUAUGCCUCUUUCGGUUUUGCAUGCUGUGGGUGGAAGUAGCCUAUUUCUACAUUUUUCUUUUAUUCUUUUGUUUCGUUUUGAAAAGCAAAUACUAAAGGAGCGUGGAAGUAGCAGAUGACUGGCAAACUUUUCUGCAUAUUAUAGGCAUUUGAAAUUGC
Messenger RNA from Striga asiatica, 627 nucleotides. The record is from the annotation of a GenBank genome assembly. NCBI's taxonomy places the organism in Eukaryota, Viridiplantae, Streptophyta, Magnoliopsida, Lamiales, Orobanchaceae.